GAUGCUCAGUAAGGCGUACAUCUUCUGGUGUUCGUAGUCUUUUCUCGGUUCCUCUUGUUUUCCAGUAUGAUGGCGUCUUCCCCACCUGGGCUUCAGGGAUGGGACAUCGUUAUUGUCGUAGUGUUUUUUUCGGUGGUUGUGGCUAUUGGGAUUUAUUCAAUGUUCCGAACAAACCGUGGAACUAUUAGUGGAUAUUUCCUGGCUGGAAGAUACAUGACUUGGUUACCGGUUGGUGCGUCCAUCUUUGCCAGUAACAUCGGCAGCGAACACUUCAUUGGGUUGGCAGGUUCUGGUGCUGCUGCAGGCAUUGGAGUUGGAGCAUUUGAAGUAAAUGCAAUGAUAAUGAUACAGAUACUUGGUUGGGUAUUUGCACCAGUUUACAUCGCAUCAGGGGUAUGUACACUACCCGAAUAUAUUCGCAGAAGGUUUGGAGGAGUAAGAAUCCGUGUCUGGCUUUCGGUGUUUUCGCUGCUACUCUACAUCUUCACCAAGAUAUCUGUCAACCUUUUUUCAGGAGCUCUUUUUAUCCGACUAGCUUUGGGAUGGAAUCUCUAUCUGGCAAUUCUCCUUAUGCUAUUCAUAUCUUGUCUUUGCACCAUUACAGGUGGUUUGGCAGCUGUCAUCUACACUGAUACCCUGUGUACGACACUCAUGACGGUCGGAUCAUUGAUUGUGGCAAUUAUGGGAUUUUCAAAAGUUGGUGGCUACAAUGCUCUUCAAGAAAAGUACAUGGUAGCUGUAUCCAAUGACACACUGUUCUCCAACAGUACAUGUGGAAGACCUCGUCCUGACUCCUUUCUCAUGUUAAGAGAUCCUAUCAACUCUGAUAUUCCAUGGCCUGGCUUUAUUAUUGGUGAAACUAUUAUUUCUAUCUGGUAUUGGUGUGCUGAUCAGGUAAUAGUCCAGCGUGUUGUGGCUGCUAAGAGUUUAUCUCACACUCAAGGAGGAUGUCUUUUAGCAGGUUACCUCAAGAUUCUUCCACUUUUCACUCUGCUCAUGCCAGGAAUGAUUAGUCGUGUACUGUCACCAGACCGCGUGGCUUGCAGCGUGCCAGAGAAGUGUAUGGAGAUCUGUGGUAGUGAAGUUGGUUGUACAAACAUUGCGUACCCUGAGCUUGUGCUAAAACUAAUGCCUACAGGACUUCGUGGUCUUAUGAUGGCAGUGAUGAUGGCUGCUCUGAUGAGUGACUUGACAUCCAUCUUCAACAGUGCCAGCACUCUCUUCACUAUUGAUGUGUAUAGCUUGAUAAGAAAGAAGGCGUCUGUACGAGAACUGAUGAUCGUCGGGAGAAUAAUGGUUGCUGUCAUGACGGGUAUUAGUAUUCUGUGGAUACCUGUGAUUCAAAACGUACAAGGUGGACAACUAUUCAUGUACAUCCAAGCCGUUACAGCAUAUCUCAGUCCGCCCAUCGCCGCUAUCUAUGUUGUUGCUCUCUUUUGGAAGAGAGCUACUGAAACAGGAGUAUUCUGGGGUAUGAUAACAGGCUUUGCAGUUGGUGUAAUAAGAAUGACUUUAGACUUCGUGUUCCAAGAACCGCGAUGUGGUGAACCUGACAACCGUCCAGCCAUAACACGACAUGUACACUUCAUGUACUUUGCCAUUAUUGCGUUUUUGAUAACAACCAUUGCCAUCGUUAUUAUUAGCUAUCUGACCAAACCCUCAGCCGAUAGGAAAUUCUCUAGACUGACCUGGUGGAACAGAUAUGAUGAAUCUUCAACUAAUGAUCAUCUAGAAACAGACCGAGAUAACGAAAUAGCGAUGGAACAUUUGCAGUUUAAUGUUUCUCGUGACAACUCAGAUGCAGAGAGUGAAGAGAUCGCCGACAAGAAUGUUGACAUACCGUUAGACAAGAACGACACAGAUGAACCUCAUCCAUCGCGGAUAAAGAGGUUUUACAGUUGGUUCUGUGGCUAUGAGGCAGGCAGCGAAGAAGCAAAGAAAGCAGCAAUGCAGCAGCAACAGAGACUAGCUAUCAUCUGCUCCCUUAAACAGAACUCUAAAGCAAAAAUCUUUCUCAACGCCAACUUUCUCUUCAUUUCAGUCUUGUGCGUGUUUAUGAUGGUGUAUUUUUCAGUUUAGGUCACAAACGCUUUUAUCAAGACAAUUUUGAUUUAUACUUCUUGUCCACCACACGUAAUUGAAGGUAGUAUUGUAAACACUAAGUAGUCAGUUUUCCAUGCAAUGCGUCUUAAUUUUGGAUUUAAUUACUUCACUAAAGUGGAAUCAAUUAUUUCACAAAAGUGUAUUGCAGCUUCACCAACAUGGGAUCAAUGUUCUACGAAUCAAAAGCUGCAAUGUUCGCCAAUAGUAGCACUCAAUUUACCUCACGCAACGAUUCGGUGUGGCUACAAAUUUAGAUACAAGGUUUUGAUAUAUUACCUUGGAUAGUUUCUCACGAAGGUGGUCAUAAUGCACUUCAGUGUUAUGUAGCUGGACAAAAAGCGAAGAUAGGCGGGAACCUUUGAGCAACACAAUAUUAUAAUGCCUCGCUUUUGGGGACCAAGGAAAGUACGUAAGGGCGUGGCAGUACACUCGUUAGCGCCGGUUUAUAAUAAUAAUUUGGGUCACUUCAUGUUCAUGUUCUACUGAAUGGACCCGAAGUGUGCGACGAUAUUAGAACUUGUAUCGCAAAAAGUAGAAGACAGGUUGCAAGAAAUUCUGCUUACUAACGAAUAUUUUUCCAGCAUAGAUGUACGUAGAUGUGGUUAAAAGAAGAGCUUGCUUGAAAAACUGGACAACAUAAUUAACAUGUUUUUGAUUGACAUCCAAGAAUGCUCGAUUUUCUAGUGCGUGAAGGAUGUCUUGGUCGAUUGACAAGGGUUGCAAGUACUAUCUUUGAGUUAUGUGCCUAUGAGGAAAUGGAAAGUGUAAUGGUGCUUUUUAGUCAUGAUCCAUUGGGUAAACGAGUGAUUGAACGCACUCAAGGAGAAUAAAGCAAGAGGACAUUAGGAUGAAAGAAGAGCACUAAAGGCAUCUGAUCUCCAGAGGGUAUGCUACAUGGUACAAAACAUGUACUACUUAUGUAUCCAUGUAGCUCUAGCUUGUUGUGCCUAAAAAUCAAUGGGGCUAAUGGCAGAAUGUAACAGGGAAGCUGCGUGGAGGUUGCCACGAUUUCCCCUUCCUGGAAAGCUUCCCGUCUUCCUUAUUGCCUAAGGGCCCAUUUAGUUCUCCAAGGAGCAGGUCAAUAUUGGGUCCUUUCCAACUUGUUUUUUGCCUUUCCCUUCCAUUUCCUUCAUUCCCUUUUUUCUUUCUUUUCAUUCUUUUCUGUGUUUAUCCUUGUCAGAUCUGUUAAAUUUUUUGCCAAUUCUAGUUUAUAUUUUAGCAGAUAAUAGUGUUCAAGGGUGACCAAGAGCAUAGCUAGUAUUUACUAUAGGGGUUUCAUUAAAGGUCUGGAUGGGAGACUGCUCCAGUAAAUGAGCAAAAUUCUCUGUCUUUAACUACCAUUUAUAGUUUAGUAAUGUGUGAAAUGUUCAAUUAGACACUCGGGCUAGUUUAUGACUUUCUCCUAUCAUUUCAAAGCCUAAUCAAACCCCUGCCAACUAUGCCAAAAGCAACAAUAACAAUAGCUAUCACCACCAGCAAAUGCCAUCUACACAGUACUUUAAGACUUAUUCUUAAACUUUAUUGAAUUUUGAGCUCCAAAGUUGUCAUGUAAGAAUAUCCCUAACCAGUAUUGAAUCAGAGCAGUCUUCUCCCAGACAACAACACAAUUGAAGGAUGGUGUUUGGGAGAUACCAAGGUAUUGAUUGUUAGAAUAAGGAUUUUCAAUGAUUAUUACUAUGUUUAAACAAUCAGCAAUAAAAGUAAUCAAGAUCUUGA
This is a messenger RNA of Actinia tenebrosa (Australian red waratah sea anemone), 3819 nucleotides long. RefSeq names its product sodium/glucose cotransporter 1. NCBI's taxonomy places the organism in Eukaryota, Metazoa, Cnidaria, Anthozoa, Actiniaria, Actiniidae. Gene Ontology annotation, cellular component: plasma membrane. The record is from RefSeq and is a predicted model, not a curated record. Gene Ontology annotation, molecular function: D-glucose:sodium symporter activity. Gene Ontology annotation, biological process: transmembrane transport.